AUCCCCUAGAUUGCUACUGUUGGUGAUAUGUACUGCAUGCGAUUGCGUGCUCGAUUUCCGAAAUGUCGAUCCCUUUCAAUGGAACUCGUACACGUUCAAAAGGAAUAAUAAGUGCAAUAGCAAAGCAUUUGAGAACUUUAUCUUUAAAACCAGUUAAAUCAAUUGAUAUAAAAUUCGAUCCCUUUCAUGAUAAAGCCUUGGAAGCAAGAGAUUUUCUGUUUCACAUUACAACUCCAAAGAUUAUUGCAACAAAUCCACGUUGCAUUGUAAAACCAUGCAUUGUUUCUGAUUUAUCUGAACCCGUAAUUACGUUUAAUUUGUUAUCUGGUGAUAAAAUAGUAUGCAAAUGUGCAAACUUGACAUCUUUAAAUCUUUUGGAACUUUACAACAAACACAUCACAUCUUUGUCUCCGUCUGAAGAUUAAAUUAAAAAGAAGUGAUUUUUUUUUGUAAUAAUAUAAUUUGGUUAUUUAUUUU
This is a messenger RNA of Apis mellifera (honey bee), 477 nucleotides long. It is a transcript of the gene mRpL53, whose product is annotated as 39S ribosomal protein L53, mitochondrial. NCBI's taxonomy places the organism in Eukaryota, Metazoa, Arthropoda, Insecta, Hymenoptera, Apidae. The transcript has 3 exons. Gene Ontology annotation, cellular component: mitochondrial large ribosomal subunit. The record is from RefSeq and is a predicted model, not a curated record. The coding region runs from base 63 to 425 and encodes 120 amino acids.